AUUAUUUUGUUAGAUUAAUUUUUUAUAUUAACCGAAACGAUAUAUUUUCACCUCAAAUUUAACAAUUAGGUAUAGUUAGAAAUACACGGUUGUUUACUUACUUUUUAAUACAGUUUUAUUCAAUUCAAGUUGUUGUAUAUAAUUAAGUGUAGAAGUGCGAGUGAUUUAAUAGCAAGCAGAUAGGGAAUCAAGAUUAUGAUUAAUAGUAAAUAAAAUAUAAAUGGCACAGCAUGGCGCUUUAACCGUUUAUACGAUCUUGCUCAAAAGAGUAUAUUAUCAUUGAUGACCUGACCGAGUCCAAGGUAGCACAUUUUAUUCGUGAAUCGUGACGUACUGAAUUAUAUAGUGGUAAUUGUAUAGUGGUUAGUGGUUAGUAUAGUGGUGCAAGUAUUCUGCCGUAUAAAACAAAUAUAAGCAGCUUUUCUUACCAAGUUUUUGAACCAUAUUCAAUUUCUACACAACCAUUUAAGGUAUUAAAUAAUAUCCAUUCCGAAAUGACCUAGAUUAACACAACAAAAUAAUGAAGCUCUCAAAAAAAUCUACAAACGACGAGAUCAACAUGGCCGAAGAGGUGGACGCAGAGCAUGAAAAAUGGCAAAAAUUAAAUUUCAGCUCAAGAGCUAAAUACAUUUUAAAGAACAUAACAGUUGAACCUUUACUCGCAUUUUUUAUCGUGUCAAGUGUACUUGGCAACCUCACCACACAAAACCUAAACUUACAGAAAUCAUGUAGGGUUAAUUUAAAUAUGAGCGAUGCGAUUUGCUCGGCGUUGGAAAAACGGAUGAAGACAAAUUAUACUCUGGACCAGGAAGCAAGAGUCCAAGAGCUAGUCACCGACAUGACAAUGUGGCAGUCGGUUAUCCAGCACACUAUACCGUGUAUAUUCGUGAUUUUCAUCGGAUCCUGGAGUGACAGAACCCGUAAGAGGAAACCAGUCCUGCUGCUGCCCAUUUUCGGAGAACUAGUGCGAGUCCUGGGCUUAUUGGUUUGUGUAUUCUAUUUUUACGAACUACCAAUGGAAGUCGCCGGUCUGGUCGAGUCCGUGCCUUCGUCACUAACGGGUGGUUGGAUGAUCAUGUUCAUGGGUGUAUUCACGUACAUUGCGGACGUAACUUCGGUGAAAAUGAGAACUCUUAGAAUAGGAGUGCUGAAUUUAUCUUUAACCAUAGGAAUAUCUUUCGGCAUAGCCUUGUCUGGUAUUCUGUUCCAAAAGCUCGGUUUUUAUGGCAUAUACUCAAUAUGUUCAACUAUGUACUUCUUGGGUAUACUUUAUGGAUUUUUUUUUCUUAAAGAUAUAAAAAGUAAUGAAACCCAAGCUGUUUGUGAAGAAAAUAAACUUGUUAAAAAUUCAUCGUUCUCAACAAAUGUUAAGGAAUUUUUUGAUUUAGUACACAUUAAAAAUGCGUUUAGUGUUACUUUCAAAAAAGGCAAUGACAACAGAAGGCUCCGGAUUUUGAUGAUGAUGUUAGUUCUCAUGAUAAUAAUGGGUCCUAUGACAGGCGAAAUGUCAGUUAUGUACUUGUCGACUAGAAUACGAUUUAAUUGGGACGAAUUUGAUUACAGUAUGUUCUCUACAUUUACCAUGGUCACUGGUUUCAUCGGAACAUCACUUUCUUUAUGGGUUUUCAGUCACAAAUGUAAAAUGGAUGACGCAUUAAUAGCUACUAUGGCAUGUAUCAGUAAAGUCAUUGGUAGUUUUGUUUUCGCAUUUGCACCCAAUAAAUACGUAUUUUAUUUCGGCUCAAUUGUGGAAAUUAUUCAUGGCGCUGGUUCCAUUGCAACUAGAUCUAUAUUCACUAAACUUGUCACUCCAGACGAACUUGGUCAAGUAAGUGCUGUAGUCGGAGUUUUUGAGGCUUUUGUUCCAAUGAUAUAUAUACCAAUGUACAGUGCAUUUUAUAAAGCAACAAUGAAAACUUUUCCCGGAGCUUACUUCCUUCUCGGCGGAGGCUUAACUGUACCAGCAAUUUUUGUAUUUUUGUGGAUGUAUAAAGGAAAUAAAGAACGAGAGGCUCGUGAAAUAGAAAAUAAAAAAUCUGAAAUAAUAGAGAAAAAUACUGAAUUAACAAAUGAAACUAUAAAAAUUCCUAAAUUAUACGAGAUGUCUGAAAAAAAUAAUUAUGAAAACCCGGGAUAUAAAUCCGACUACAGUAGUACAAUGGAAAUAAAGGAACAAGUCAGUUCCACAUCAGAGGACGAUGACAGUAACAGUUGGCAGGGAAUGGGGUUCUGUUCCAGAGUCAAAUAUGUCUUCCGAAACAUCACAGUGGAACCAUUGCUGGCGUUUUAUCAGGUUUCAUCCGUGUUAUCGAGUUUGACCACGCAAAAUCUCAAUCUGCAGAAGGCGUGCAGGGUAAACUUGCAAAUGGACGAUGACAUCUGCAACGGGCUGGAGAAUAAGAACAUGUCGCUGUAUGCCGAUCAAGAAGUUCAAGUACAGCAGCAGGUCGCAGACAUGCUCAUAUGGCAAACGAUAAUCCAAAGCAGCAUACCGUGUAUACUGGUCAUAUUCGUCGGGUCGUGGAGUGAUCGAAACAGGAAGCGCAAACCGUGUAUGCUCGUCCCGGUAAUCGGUGAGAUCGUCAGAAACAUCGGGUUAUUACUUUGUGUGUUCUACUUUGACGAGCUAAAGAUGGAGGUGGCCGGUCUAGUCGAAUCGAUACCCACGUCUAUAGCCGGGGGACUUACCGUUCUGUACCUGGCCGCGUUUUCUUACAUGGGAGACAUAAGCUCUAUAAAAAACCGAACUCUCAGGGUUGGGUUAAUGAAUUUAUUUUUUGGUCUGGCUUGGCCAAUCGGUGCUGCACUUUCUGGCGUUUUAUAUCAAAAACUAGGAUUUUUCGGAAUAUACUAUAUCUCUACAGCGCUGUACAUGAUAGCUUUUAUCUACGGCUUUGUCAAUAUCAAAGAACAUCCAGGGCCGUUACCAUUAAAAGAAUCCGUCCAGCCAUCCAAAUCUUGUAUGUAUCUCAUUAUUGAUUUUUUCAAUUUGAAACAUAUCAAAGAAGCAUUUCACACAACUUUCAAAAGGGGGCCAGGAAGAAGAUGGACAAAAAUUGUUUUGCUGAUGUUUACAAUAGUUGUUAUCCAAGGCCCUUCACAUGGAGAAUCUGGAAUUGCUUACUUUUACACGAGAGUUCGUUUUAACUGGAAUGAACUGGACUACAGUUUAUUCUCGACCUUCUUAUUUUUGACAAACCUUGUAGGUGUUGGAUUUUCGAUAGGAGUUUUAAGCCACUUAUUGAAAGUAGACGACGCACUCAUUGGAGUGAUAUCUUGUCUCAGCAAAGUAUUGGCCGGAUUUGCAUUUGCAUUUGCACCUUCAGAAUUUUUUUUUUACAUUGGCGCGUUGGUUGAUGUAAUGAGUGGUACUUCGUAUAUCGUAAUGAGAUCAAUUCUCUCAAAGAUCGUACCUCAUGCUGAACUCGGCCAGGUAUCAGCGAUAAUCGCAGUCAUUGAGACGGUAGUGCCUGUUGUAUACAAACCUUUGUACAGCGCAAUAUACAGAGCCACUCUGAACACGUUUCCAGGAACAUUCUAUGUGGUUGGUUCAAUAAUGCUCACACCAGCCAUAUUUAUAUAUUGGUGGAUGUAUUAUAUAAAUAACCAAGAAGAUGAGAAAAAACCUAAUGUUGAAGAAAUCAAAUCAAAUGAAGUUCAUGCUUUAGAAAAAUAUUAGACUAUUUUGAUAAUAUCCUAAAAGUUUGAAUAGAACAAAUUGGAACAAUUUUGUAUUAUUUAUAAUAUAAUAUAUAUUUUUUUAAUUUAAAAGUGUA
Rhopalosiphum maidis (corn leaf aphid) is the source of this 3776-nucleotide messenger RNA. RefSeq lists its product as uncharacterized. The coding region runs from base 521 to 3679 and encodes 1052 amino acids. The transcript has 15 exons. Gene Ontology annotation, molecular function: transmembrane transporter activity. The record is from RefSeq and is a predicted model, not a curated record. Lineage: Eukaryota; Metazoa; Arthropoda; Insecta; Hemiptera; Aphididae. Gene Ontology annotation, biological process: transmembrane transport. Gene Ontology annotation, cellular component: membrane.